CUAUCGGGAAUGACCCAAUGAAUCACAUAAUAAAAGAAGGGGACCGGAGAAUUUAAAUUUUUCCAAAAACAUCGAAAUCGACAUGGUUCCUGGUCUCACAUCCUUUCUCAAAUGCAUGCUCAGACGGUAUUCCCGAGUGCUUCCGCCCUCUUUUUCACAUCCAAAUACAGCAGCGGCACAGAAUAAAAUAACAGGAAUACUUCGUACUACUCGUACCCAACAGCAACACGGCUUCUGUUCGAUAGUAUCCAUUCGUUCCUAUUCCCACCGCCUGAACAUCCAGAUGCCAAUCCUCACAAAGCGAACACGAAGAGGUGUCUUUGCGGUUACCAAUGCGAUGGUGCUACUAGUAGCCGUGGUGGCACAGGCCAUUGUCGCUGUAGGUGGGUCUUCUGUGAUGAAGCGAACGCAUUCUCAUUCCAGCGCAGAUCUCCACGUGACGACGAUAAAAUCCUCUUCCUCGGCCCGAAGCACUGGAGACAGACGGAGUCGCAGCAACAGCAAUCAGAAUGGAAAGGGCAAUAGAUCCCCAAGGGCAUCAGUUGUAAACCAGGGCCAGAUGGUUUCUAGGGUAGAUAAGAAGGAGGCAGAGCCCCUAUCGGAGGGCGUCUACACAGACAAGCCCGUUCUGAGGGGAAAAUUCCACAAGUGGGGGGCCAUCGUGUACCCCCCGCUUCUGGGGGUCCCCCUGCACCUCCGGGCCCUCGCCGCAGCAGCUACGACUCCGCCGUCCGCCGCCACUUCCACGGAGGCCUUCCGGCCGGAUCUGAUCCGCGCCAGCAUCCUCUUCAGCUUUGCCGUCGAGUCCAUCAUGGUUGUCUCGGCAACCCUCCACCGGUACCCCUGGAAGACCCAGAGGUGGCACCAGAUCGCCCGCAAGGCCGACUUCACGGCCAUCUUUGUCGGCAUUGCCUCCCUCUAUUCCUCUAUGGGCCACCUGCUGAUGGGCCACCACCCGACCUACAGCGGCGUCAUCGAGCCGCUCGUCUGGGCCUGCGCGCUGGUAGGAUCGCUGACCAAGUGGUUUGUCCCGGACGCGCCGCAGUGGGUCAACGCGAGCGUCUUUCUCGUCCAGGGGUGGGCGGUCUUUCCGUGUAUCCCGAUGCUGGUGUCAUCCUCGUCGACCUGCGAGGCCAUUGGGUUGGUCGGGGGCGGCAUCUUUGUGACCCUCGGGGCGAUCGCCUACAGCCUGCAGUGGCCAAGGAACACGGCCAACAAGGCACAGAGGGAGAUUGUAUUCGGUCCGCACGAAGUCUUUCACGUAGGCACCCUCUUUAUGGUCGCUUCCUUUUGGUUCACCAUGUGGAACAAGAUCUCCUCGUCGGUGACGGGAUCGGUCUAGGCCAAUGCCCAAACCUUAAGGCAUAAAUUGUACAAACGCGAGCGGCAAUUCACCAGAAACAAGAAAGUGAUGUGUGUGAGCCCCCUUGAUGGAGAAAUUUGAGAAUGCCUCCUGCGAAAAGAAAGAGUAACAAAAUUGUCUCCUUUCAAACAAAAUGAACAAUGCACUACUAGACAAAAAAAAUGAUACAUAUAACCACGUAAAAUAGAUACAGGCGUGUUUUGUUUUGUGUCCGUAGAGAUAUCUCGGAAAAGUGUGAUUUGAAUCGACGGUACACUAUCUAUGAAAAGUCCCAAUCAAACGAACAACCAAUUCUCAAGGAGCAUCCAAUCUAUGAUUUCGUUCCGGAUAUCUUUGCACUCACGGCAUAUUUUUUUGGAUUUUUUUAUGAUUCCAUAUGGUGUUGGAUACCUGUGAAGCUCAAUCAAAAAGAAAUGAAAUGCAAGGAUCACAUGAUUUUUUUGAAAACAUGAUCGAGUUCUUGAACUUCGCAGUUGUAGUUUGUACAUACAGAGGUGAUUGCAGAACCAAAAAAUUGAAUUAUAGUGA
Pseudo-nitzschia multistriata is the source of this 1891-nucleotide messenger RNA. Lineage: Eukaryota; Bacillariophyta; Bacillariophyceae; Bacillariales; Bacillariaceae. The record is from the annotation of a GenBank genome assembly.